AUGACCACCGUUGUCGCCAAUCCCCAGAUCCCUGCCCAGCACCAGCCAACGCCCUCCUCUGCCGACCGCCUGGGCUCCUCAAGAACAUAUGCCCCCAUUGCGCCCUCGACUUCUUCUCCCCACGCCGUGACGCCAAACUCUCGCGCCUCCAAGCUGCCUGCCGACAAUGCUUCACCUACUUCCUCCAGUAGUGAUGCUGCACAGCAAAGAGCAGAGGGCAAGCGCUCACCUCUCUCGUACUCCUGUCGCCUGCCUUCUACCUCUUCUUCUCCCACCUACUCCUCCAUGUCUCCUCCCACACGAGAUGCCAUGUCUAACCGCCCUUCGUCAAGCAGGUCUCGCGGCCCCGCACCCCGAAUAGUCGUCAAGAAGGAGCCUGUCUCGCCAGACAUGCCUUCCACCACCCGCCAUCGCCCCCAGCGACUCAACCUCUCCAACAACCACAACAUCAUCCACUCGUCGGGCGCCCUCACCGCUCGUCCCUCUGGACAGAGUAGCGCGAAUCUGCAAGACAUGGGCCUCGCCUGUCUGUCACCCGGCUUCCACACCCAAGACCCCACGAUGCGCGAGCAGCUCCAGCGUAGCCUCGACGUAAGAGAGAGACAAAGACAAAUCAUCGAAGCGCGCCAGAAGCAUGGCAAGGGAGGCCCGUCCGACAUGGAGGACGUACGAAGCACCGAGAUUGGAGCCUUUGGUCGAACCAUCAAGACCCCGCAGACGUCACGCAGGAAGGGCCCACCACCAGGACUCUCCAUUGCACCUCCUUCACACCAGCAGUUUGCCAGUGACCGCGUCAUCCAGUCAGCGCCAAUCAACCAAACCUUUACUGGCCUACGUGGAAAUGCUCCACCAACACGACAGCUCGCCAAUGGCCCGUCAAAUCUGUCGCAAACGUCACAUAUCCACCACUUGCCGGCACAGCAAACAAACAAUCGAUUACCCCCAAUUUCGGAUGUCUUCCCAGAGCCCCUAGGAACCGCCCGGAACAUCUUCCACAACGGCAGCCCAGGCCACUCCUCGCAUUCGAAUGUCCAGCCUCCCCUGCCCUCGCCUAGUUUCCCACCUCAGCAAUAUCAGCCCCAGCCGCCGCUGACCUCAAGACCCCGGGAAUACAAGUCCGCUGAGGAAGCUGUUCAGUUGCUUUCUGGUGGCCGUGAGGAUCUUCUGCCCCGCCUAGUCCACUAUGGUGGUCACCAGCCGCCGACGCCACCAUCGCCCAUGCCCAACAAGAACGGGUCAUCCGCCUACCCAUCGCACACGGAUCUUCACCGCAGUGGUAGCACAAGGAGACGUGGCCGCGAUGAGUAUGAGCAAGACAACGGAACCCCUCCGCUAGGCCGCCAGCAAGCACGCCUUGGACCUUUUGGAGAGGGCCGGGACUCCCCCGAGACGCAAUUGAAGAAGAAGGAAGAAUUUAUUGGACUGUGUGCAAGAGCUUGGGAUCUAUUCCACUCGUAA
Cucurbitaria berberidis CBS 394.84 is the source of this 1458-nucleotide messenger RNA. RefSeq lists its product as uncharacterized. The coding region runs from base 1 to 1458 and encodes 485 amino acids. The transcript is spliced from 2 exons. Lineage: Eukaryota; Fungi; Ascomycota; Dothideomycetes; Pleosporales; Cucurbitariaceae. The record is from RefSeq and is a predicted model, not a curated record.